Molecule: messenger RNA, 1447 nt
Organism: Rubroshorea leprosula
Lineage: Eukaryota; Viridiplantae; Streptophyta; Magnoliopsida; Malvales; Dipterocarpaceae
Source: the annotation of a GenBank genome assembly
AGGCUUCAUUAUUGGUGCCAGUUUGUAUAUGUGAUUAGCAUCCACAGUAAUAAAAUCCAAUGCAGUUAGCAAAUUCGCUGCUCCAUACUCUGUUUUCUCAUGGUAUCAGAGCAAAGGAGUCUAAAUUGACAGCAAGGUUUUGCUACAACAGCAAGUUAGAACAACAAGUUUUUGCUGCCCUGAGGAAUCAAUGAUGACAGACAACGAUCAAGCCAAGAAAGGAUAUAGGGGAGCAAGGGGAGACAAGGCUGUCCUCAAGACAGUAAAUCUGGACUCACCUUAUUAUCUUCAUCCCAGUGAUGAUCUUGGAAGGGUUCUAGUCACAUCUCCUUUAACAGGAGAAAACUUCCAUACAUGGAGGAGAGCGAUGCAGAAUGCUCUACAUGCAAAGAACAAAAUGGGGUUCGUUGAUGGAACUCUUAAAAAGCCAAGUGCAACUUGUCCAGAGUUUCUGGCUUGGACAAAGUGUAACUCCAUGGUAAUGUCAUGGAUAUUGAAUGCUCUCUCCAGGGAAUUACAUGACAAUAUGGCUUAUGCUGAGAGUGCAGCAGAGGCUCAUGAACCUGUGCCAACAUCUAGUUAUGGCUGCACUUGUGGUGCAAAAAAGGAGUUUACAAGGACACGAGAGACUGAGAAGGUUCAUCAAUUUCUCAUGGGCUUGAAUGAGAAUUUUUCUACCAUACACUCACAGAUCUUGAACAUGGAACCAUUACCAUCUCUCAACAAGGUUUACUCAAUGGCCACAAAAGAAGAAAAACAGCAAAUGGUGUCUGCAUCUAGAAGUCCAGCUAUAGAGGCAAUGGCUUUAGCAGAAAAGACAAGUUAUAACGAAAAGGUGAGCACAUCAGGGAAACCACGCUGUGAUAACUGCAAAAGCAUAGGCCACACAAAGGAAAGAUGCUAUGAAAUAAUAAGCUAUCCAGCAAACGUGCAAUUGAUUCUAAGUGGGUAUAUAAGGUUAAAUUCAAACCGGAUGGGACAGUUGAACAGUAUAAAGCUAGAUGACAUAGUGAUUACAAGCAAUGAUGGUGAGAAACUUGCAGCUCUUAAGGCUUAUCUACACAAAGAGUUUUCCAUAAAGGAUUUAGGCCUUUUGAAGUACUUCCUUGGUGUUGAGGUCGCUCGAACUACUGAAGGCAUCAUUUUAAGUCAGCAAAAAUAUGCUCUUAAUAUCCUUACAGAGGCAGGAUUGCUUGGAGUGAAACCCAGCCACUUUCUCUUGGACCAGAAUCAUCGACUCGCAUUGGCUUCUGGACCUUUAGCAUCUGAUCCUUCACAGUAAAAGAGAUUGGUUGGGAGACUACUUUAUUUAACAAUCACUCGACCAUAUAUUUGUUAUUCUGUGAGUAUUUUGGCUCAAUUCAUGCAAAAUCCCAAGCAAAAACAUUUUGAGGCAGCCAUGAAGGUCCUGCGUUACAUCAAGAGAUCACCGGGGCAGGGGAUUUUA